Messenger RNA from Geodia barretti, 1251 nucleotides. NCBI's taxonomy places the organism in Eukaryota, Metazoa, Porifera, Demospongiae, Tetractinellida, Geodiidae. The record is from the annotation of a GenBank genome assembly.
AUGUACCGGUGCGUUCACUGCGGCCUGUGCCUCAGCGCCUGUCCCACCUACGUAGAAACGGGCCUUGAGGCAGAAUCUCCCCGCGGGCGCAUUGCCCUGAUGAAAGCCGUCCACGAAGGUCGCACGGGCAUCAGCGAUCGUCUGGUGUCCCAUUGGGACAUGUGCCUCCAGUGCCGCGCCUGCGAGGCAGUGUGUCCGUCUGGGGUGCCGUACGGUCGCAUCAUGGAGCGUACCCGCGCGCAGGUUGCUGAGCAUGGCCAACAGAGUGCCGAGCUGAACCGGCUAUCUCGUCUGUUCCUGCGGGCCGCGCUACCGCACAACCGACGCCUGCGCCUCGCCGGCCACCUGAUGCGCGCCUAUCAACGCUCCGGUUUGCAGAAGCUGGUGCGAAAAUCCGGUUUGUUGCGCUGGCUGCCCGGUGGUUUGGGCGAUCUGGAAACGCAGAUGCCGGUGAUGGGCGCUCGUUUCUUUGGCGACAGCAACAAAACCUAUCGCGCCGAGAGCGAGCGCCGCAUGACCGUCGGACUGCUGUCCGGAUGCGUCAUGCCCUUGAUGCAGGGCGAGGCGAUGCGCGCCGCCGUCCGUGUGCUGCAGCGCAACGGAUGCGACGUGGUGGUCCCGCCGGCGCAGGGGUGCUGCGGUGCGCUAAAUUUGCACGCCGGCGACCUGGAGCUUGGGCGGCGCAUGGCCCGCCGCAACAUUGAUGCUUUCCUCCAGGCCAACGUCGAUGUCAUUAUCACUGCGUCGGCCGGCUGUGGCUCUGCGAUGAAGGAAUACGGCGACCUGUUGCAGGACGAUCCGCACCACGUUGCCGCCGCCAACGAGUUCGCGGCAAAAACGCAGGAUAUAACCGAGUUUCUGGCCGCGUUGCCGCUUGACCCGCCGCAGGCGGAGUAUCCCUCCCAUGUAACGAUGCAGGACCCGUGCCACCUGGCCCACGCGCAAAGAAUUACCGCCGCGCCGCGUCAGGUUUUGCAGUGCAUACCCGGCCUCACGCUCACCGAGAUGCCUGAGUCUGCGUUGUGCUGCGGCUCCGCCGGCUUCUACUCGCUGAUUCAGCGGGAGAUGUCGGGGCGGCUGCAACGACGCAAGGUUAACAACGCGCUGGCUACCGAGGCGAAUAUCAUCGCAUCGGCCAACCCAGGCUGCAUCUCUCAAUUGGAACAGGGGUUGCGCAACGUCGGUUCGGACGUGCGCGUGCUGCACGUGGUGCAGGUGCUGGAUGCGGCCUACCUGGCCGAGCAGCGCUGA